UGAGAGAAAACUUCCAUUCAUAUAGAUUUUACUACUACCAUUGAUAGGUUAAAGGUGAAAAUGGAAAGUCUUGCAAAUCAUAGACUUUUUUUUUAAAAGACUUAUUUAUUAUAUGUGAGGACACUGUAGCUGUCUUCAGACACACCAGAAGAGGGUGUCAGAUCUCAUUACAGAUGGUUGUGAGCCACUAUGUGGUUGCUGGGAUUUGAACUCAGGAUCUUCAGAAAAGCAGUCAGUGCUCUUAACCGCUUGAGCCAUUUCUCCAGCCCCCAAUCAUGGACUUUUUUAGAUUUUGUGUCUAUGUCUGUGUAAGUGUAUGUGUACAUAUAUGUACAUGGAAGGAUUUUUAAGUGUUUUUGUUUCAGAAAUUAUAGGCUUGGGUUAAUAUUUAUGUCAGAGUUACUUAAUACAUUAAUAAAUAUUAUAAUCAUAUAUUAGUAGAGAAAAUUCAUCCUUUUAUAAUGAAACUCAGCAGAAUGAGAGUGUUUUGCUAUUACCAUGUAUUGGGCAUCUCAAGGAAAAUACAGUGUCAUAGGAAGUAGAUUUGGAUAAAUUUAAACUGCAUAUAUUAGGUAGACAGGAAAAGGUUCAAAAAGGAAACAUAAUUGAUAAUGGGGAAAGGAGAAAAUGAUAGAUAUAUUCAGUUAAUACAAAUGAGACAAAGAUGGCGGUAGGAAAUAGCAAGAUAGUAAUAAACAGUGUACACAUGUCAGCACAUGGUCUGAAAAGUGUCAACAGUAGUGUUUGUUUUGUUUUCAGACACAUCUCAUGGUAGCUCAGGCUGUCCUCAAACUAUGGAAUUGAGGGGGACCUUCUCAUUGAACUCCUGACUUUUCUAUCUCUCCCUCGGUUUGGAAUGCUUCGGUCAGUAGAGGACAUGCUAUGUGGUGCUAGGAACCUCGAAAGCUCAAGCUCUCCUGUUUGGAUCUCUUGGUCCAAGUGUUUGGCUUGGUAGGUUAAUGCCUGCAAGAGCUGAGGAAAAUGUUGACUCCACCCAUCUCAGGGCUAACCUUUUCUCUGGUUAGAUACUAAGGUAUUACUCUAGGCUUAGUUUCUGGACAUUGGAAUUUGCUCGUCUCUUUGUAAUAAUCAGAACAGGGUUCAAAGUACAGAACCAUACAUCUCUAUCAGAAGAUUCUUAGUUCAAAGGAGACAUAAAAUGGCAAGCACAAAACAAGGGCAGAAAGAUGAUGGCAGGAGUUGCAUCAGGACGUGAUGAACAUGCCUUUGCUUUAGGAUUAUAUGCUGCUCGUCUUCAGUGGUUUUUUGUUUUGUUUUUGUUUGUUUUUUUGGUUUUUCGAGACAGGGUUUCUCUGUGUAGCCCUGGCUGUCCUGGAACUCACUCUGUAGACCAGGCUGGCCUCAAACUCAGAAAUCCGCCUGCCUCUGCUUCCCAAGUGCUGGGAUUACAGGUGUGCGCCACUACACCUGGCUGUCUUCAGUGUUUUGAAGUGGUCUAGGUCUGCAGGGAAGUUUGUUCUCAUUCAUCUGUCGCUGAAGCAUUUGUUUUUUUACCCCAGGGUCUGUAGGAAGCCUCUUUAGUGAUCAUUUCCAGACAACUUAGAUAACAAUGGAUAGCUUGUCCUUGUGAAAAUGUUACUUUCUACUUGCAUUUUGACCCUUUUCCCAGAGUUUUUAUUUUGUACAGUUAGAUGGUUAGAGCGUGUCAGAUCCUUCUCCCAGUGACAGAGCACUCACUGCAUUGAUGCAUGGUAGGCCAAACCCUAAUGAAUUCUUUAUUCUUGGGAUGGGUCCAUUUCACAAAAAAAAUUAGCAUGCAGUAGCUGUAUUCCAUUAGCAUUAUCAACAUGUUUAAUAGGAAACAUUGGGGCCUGUGUGCUGUCACUAAGCCACAAAAUGAACACAACUGCUCUACUUUUUAAUUGUUUGGUUAGAUUCUGUUAUUGGCAGUUGAAACUGUUCUGACAUCCUGUCAAAUCCCACUACUAUUCAAUUCAAAUGUUUUAAUAACCAUGCAGCCAAUCCCUGAGUAACCUGACAUUAGCAUAACAAAUUAUGUUGGCACUGGGUGGGAUGGCCUCAUCUUUGAUCCCAGCACUUGGGUGGCAGAAGCAAAUGGAUGUCUUCUGUGUUAGAGGGCAGACUGGUCUACAUAGCAAGUCCUGGAGCAACUGAGUAAGACCUUAUCUCAAAUGAAAGAGAGAAGAGACCUAGGGUUUAUUUGGAAUUUUCAAGGUACUGAUUCUGUUUGUUGUCCCCCUCCCCCCCAAACUCUUUCAUAAUCUGGCAAAUCUUUUCACUUAACAUCUUAUAUUUUAAAUUACCCUCUGUAUUAUCAAAGAGAGGCUCUUUGCUGCUGAGGAAAGCAAAGUUAAAAGGUGUCCAAAUGUGGGUCUGUGUCUAGCUACUAACGGAUACUGACUGAGGCACCCUUAAGUGCAGGGUCUGCUGGAGCUACACAAUGAGUUCAGGGUUAGCUUGGGUCAACCUUGUUUCAAAAUAAAGUUCAAAACAAGGAUAGGGGUCUGAGUACAGCUCAGUGUGGUAGAAAGUCUACUAUGUGUGAAGCCGUAGGUUCACCCUUAGUACCAAAAAGGAAAACCAGUUGGCACGAUCAUCUAAUUUGUGACAGUUCUAGAACGAACUUUAUGGUUUGAAUCUUCAGUUCGCUGCUCAGUGUUGAUUACAAGAGACAUUUGCUACUGGGGCCGGUCCAGACAUCCUGCGAAGGAAAUCAGUGAUGUCCGCUAUGGGUCGGUCUAGCAUUCGGUUGGAUUACACCUGUCGGGUACAAUGCUUCAUGGCCGUAGAAUACUCUGGGGUCGGACGCCAGUAACCAGGCUAACCUGGCCUGAACUUGUGAUUGUACAAGAUAACCUCUUACAUACCGUGGCCCCACAAUCCAUCUGAGACACGGGGCUUGGGCCUGGCUGAGCCUGGGUCUGGGGGCCUCUCAUUCGCCUCGCCCCAGCCGACCGAAAGCUCAGGCGCCCCCGUGUCUGUGUGUUCCCGCAUUCCGUGACCGACUCCAGGGUGGUUCGGCCUCUGUUUUCGGAAUCACCGUGUCCCUCAGGGACCAUUCUACUGCUCCGACUGAACCCAUCACCAGGCGGGGCACUCACCACCGAGACCCAGCCUGAGGAACCGGAAACGGCUGCCAGUAGAAGCUCAGGGAUAACUACGUCUCUCGGUUGCCAGGUGCGUUUCAGGUCCUCGGGAAGCUGCUCAAUUGGUCCAUUAAGGAGGGACCGCCGCCUCGGGAGUACGCUAGCCAAUCAGGAUGCAGGAUGGCUGAGCCGGGGGGCGCGUCGCUUCCGGCGGUUUCCCUACAGCUACUGCGUGGGGAGCAUGGGAGCGUGGGAGUUUUGUGGUGGCCUCCGCCUCCUUUGUCGCGUCUCGGCUGGGCGUGGCUUCGUGCUGCUUCUGCCGGGUUGGGCGAGGCUGUCGGUGCUCCGGGGCUGGUGACUGUGGCUGUUUCAAAGCUGUUUUGGAGAGAGGCGGUCACCUCAGAUCCUCAAAGGAGAGUGAGGGUUUCGAGGAGCCCGAGGACGGAGUGGAAAGGCCGGGCAGCGGAGUCGGAGACUCUCCACCCGAAGUGUGGUCCCAGCGUGGGGACUUGAAGGAGCCCUUCGCCUCCCCAGAUGGCGUCCACGCUCCCUACAUCCGAUGAGCAGGAACCACUGCUAUUUGAAGAUCUGGAUGUCUAUUUUUCUCAAGAGGAAUGUGUGAGUCUGCACCCUGCCCAGAAGACUCUCAGCAGAGAAGACUCACUGGAGAGUUUUGAGGAUUUGGACUUGAUAGGCCGGGAAGACCAGACUGUGGCCAGUCAGAAGUUAGGCCUAGAGCCUGUGGAACUUGAAGAGCUGUCCUUAGAAACACACUCCAUUGCUGCACCCCUUGUCCACGACUCUGAACCAUCUGAGGAGGAUGUUGAAAUACAGGAAAGCAAAAUGUCAGGUGGAUCUUUGACUUGCAAGACCAAGCUUAUCAGCCUCUUGGUUACCAUUGACAACCAAACCCCAUUAGUAGAGUUAUCUCAAUGUUUGGGAGUCAAAACACUUUCAGAUAUUAUUGAAGUUCCUUGGGAAGAAGCCACUGCGUACAAGUGUCCUGACUGUGACCAAAGUUUCAGUGACAACACAUACCUUGUUUUGCAUCAGAAAAUUCAUUCAAGAGAGAAAAAGUAUAAAUGUAGUACCUGUGAGAAAACCUUCAGUCACAGAACUAACCUGAGGACACAUAAGCGAAUCCACACUGGUGAGAAGCCUUACAAAUGUACCAAGUGUGCUUCCAGCUUCCGACAGCAGUCACACCUGUCCCGGCACAUGAGUAGUCAUGUAAAGGAGAAACCACAUACAUGUAGUGUAUGUGGGGAAAGUUUUAUGUGGCUCCCAGGACUGGCAGAACAUCAGAAGAGUCAUACUGAUACGGAACCUUAUAAAUGUGCUGACCAUGAUCAGGAAACCAAUCUGGCUUUGCCUGAAGAAAGAGGCCCAUCAGACACACCAUCCCAGCACACACUGUGUGUGAAGACCUCGGAGCAGCCCUCAGACCCUACUCUCCCUGAGAAAGACCAUAAGGAGGACUCUAAACGCUGCAGUAUUGAUGAUGACGACUUUUUUUCAUUCUCCAGAUUCAAACCCUUACAGUGUCUUGACUGUGACAUGACUUUUCCUUGUUUCUCGGAGCUUGUCUCUCACCAAACCAUUCAUGACCUGGAAAAACCUCAUAAGUGCAAAACAUGUUCAAAAACUUUUGCUGUAGAGUCAGAACUUGCAUCCCACGAGAAGAGCCACAGAAGAGAAGAGCCUUUUAAAUGCACGGUGUGUGGGAAGAGCUUCAGAGUGAAUGCACAGCUUCUCGCUCAUAAACGAACCCAUAGGAGAAACAGCAAGUAAAUACACGUUUUUGCUCCCGUUAGACUGGUCAGCACUACUAUGUACAGGGCACUGUGCUAAGCAAGCACUUUACACACAUUCCAUGGAAUGUCGCAGUAUUAUUUAUUACAUCUGAUUAGAUCUGAGGAGAUAAAUCAGUGUUACAUAGAUAGUAUGUGAAGCCAGGAUCUAAACUCAGUUACUGACCAAAUUCCAUUUAUAUGAGCCAGGGAAACAUAAAACUUUAAAAUUCAAUUUUUGACUGCUGGGGAUGGUGGCUUACACUAAUCCCAGCACUCAGGCAGCAGAGGCAGGAGGAUUUCUGGGAUAUAAAGGACAGCCUGGACUACAGAGUAAGUUCCAGUCAAACCAAGGCUACAAUAUAGGGACUCUUUCAAAAACAAAAUAAUUCAGUUUUGUUUUUUUUUUUUUUUAAAUGAAGGUGGUUUUACAAUUCUUUCUUUAAAAAUGUGAUUUCUAAGAAUAUUUUAGGAAGAGGAAAUUUAUUUUUUGCAAGUUUUAUUACGUGAUGUAUCUAGGAAACUUCAUGUUUUUUAUAUGUUUUUAUGCUUUUCUUGUUAGGACUAUUUCAGUCUAAUGUUUGGGGUUUUUUUAAAAUGUGAAUUUCUAGUUUGGAACUCCAUAUAAAGUUACCAAAUUUGCCAACUUUUUUAACGUGUGUGUGUGGGGGGGGGAGCUGGGAGGCAGAGGUGGGGAGAGAGCUCGUGUAGCCUAGGCUGGCCUCAAAAUCAUCAUUUUCCUGUAUUCAUCUCCCAAUGCUAGGAUUAUUGGUAUAUACCACCGUGUCCAGCUAGUUAACAGCUUGAUUUCCCACCUUGAGACUUGAUGGCAGGGACAGGUCCUGACACUCUGGAGGAGGACUUGUUCCUUUCUAAGGGGAGUCGCCUCCAGACCCCCACUGAACCACACUCCAGGCUGGUUAUGAAUAGUUAAACUUCUUUUUUAGAGAAUGUCCUAAAUACUGUGGUUAUAUUUUUUUGUUUAAUCUUCAAAAAAAAAAAAAAAUCUGAGAGCAGGGACUGUCCACGUUUUAUAGAUGAACUGAAGCUUUCAGAGGGUAAAGUCAGUCCUUUGCUAAGCACAUAAAGUAUUACAUUGUUAUGAGGCUGACAUCUAAAUUCAGUGACACUGCUCUACUACGUGUGUGCCUCAUAUUAAUCCUACUCAGAGACAAGGAAGCAGGGAGAGGAGGGAGAGACGGACGGUCCUUAUGGAGGCCCCCUGGGACUUCCGGCCGGGCCACUGUGUCCUUUGUUUUAUCCAGAGCUUUAUUUCAUUGCUCUUAAAAAGCAAGAGAAGACUCUGUGGCUUCAUGUUUGAAUUCCUUGUCAGUAUGUUAAAUCAGAUUUUUUUCAUUAUAACUUUUCCAUCUCCAAAGAAAAAUACAUAUAGCAUUGUUGAGUUUUUAACCAAAACAAUUGAUAAGAUAUAUACCUUUAGGUACUGGUAUUACAGAUAAAUAUUACAACAAAAUAAUGUCAUACAGUAUGGUUAUUUAAAAGAACCAAGAAUGUUGUAAGUAUACAUUCUUACAGAACUACACUUUACAGCAAAAUGGAUUAUAUACCUCUUAGUAAAACUGUCUAUAUGAUCUUUUGGUUAGUGUACAAAGAUGAUUUCAUUCUGUUUAAAUGGACUAUAAAAACACAGUUUUUACUGAAAUAGAAUGACUUCUGGGAAAUUUCAUGAACAAAAAUAAAGCCCUCUUGAAGGUCAGUGGCUGCAACAUAGUAACUGGGCAGUGUCUCUUCUAUAGAAGUGCAGAUGGAGACCCUCAUAUACAAAAAGACACCAGCUAUGCAUCUGAGUUCUUAAUACUUAACUAGAAACAGGAAGAUCACUGUUGCUGAGUGAGAUAAACUGAAGUCAACAGCCUUGUUUCAUCUGUUGUUCCUCUCCUGGCUGUCACCCCUCUCCUAGAGGUCACUGUUUGAGCUGAUCCACAGUAUGUGAUAGACAUAUGCCCUGUAUGUCAGGGUCAGACUUGGCUGCUUUCUCCACAUUUAGGAUGUAAAGCAUCAUUCAGUCAGGGAGUUGGGGGUCUUAAUGGCCUUCAGGUCUCUUCAGCACUUUGUCAGAGUUGCUUUGAAUUGUAUAGAAAGGUAGUCUCCCAUUUCUCCUAACCCUGGGAAAUAAUGGUUGUUAGAAAUGAGACCAUUAGCUUCCUACUCUGUUCUUCUCAGGGAGGAACUGCUAUGGUGCUUCACAGGUUCUAAGGUUUGAAGACUGAAGAGUCAUGGACAGGGAAUAAAACUGGAAAAGAGGCCCUUAUUCAUGAGAGUUGGUACCGAAAGAAAUGAGAAUUAUGUCAGGAGGGACUUGGACAAAAUGGCUGAUAGGUUGGAAGUUGUCACCUUUUUUUUUUUUUUUUUUUUUUUUUUUUUUGCUUCUAAGGAAAUACCAAAGAAGGUGAGUUUAUGCUGCAGGUCCUGCUGUACAUAUUUUCUGUGGAGCUCUGGCUGUCCUGGGCCUGGCUCUGUAGAACAGGCUAGCUUCAACUCCUGCCUGCCUCUGUCUUGAGUUGCUGGGAUUAAAGGAAUGCACCACUACUGCCCAACCUUGCUGUACUUCUUAACAUGGAAUUCAUAAUUUACCUCUCAGUGUUUGUGGUUUUCUGCAUUCUCCAGAUUUUGAAAGACUACUCACAGAAGAUUAGGAAGAAAAAAAAAAAAACAGGACUUUUACAAAAACCAUUAAUAUAUGUGAGAGUAAUUAAAUAGUCUUUUGUAUAAUAGUAUUGGUGAUUGGUAUGCAGAAAAAACGAAAAACUAUGUCAGUUACUGUGAAAUAUUUUUAGUUAUUUCCUUAUCGUGUGCUUGUCCCUAAAAACAUUGGUUGUAUGUUAUUUUCAAGCUGUUCUGCCUCUAAGGAGUUGAAGAAAAAACUGUGGUAUUUGGGCUACCUUUAUGAUAAUGGCCUUUUCAUCCUCAUAAUAUUGCCAAGUAGAGUAAACUCCACACCAUAAUCCAUGGUAUUAGUAAAUCAUGUAGGUGCUAAUAACAAAUACUGGAUACAGUCAAUACAGGGAUAUAAAAUAGAAUGUAAGAGCCUGUAGCUAUGAAUGGUUAGCUAACUACAUGCUGUACAAGGAAUGUUGAUGUUAUAAAGUGUGGUAAGUUGGUAUUGAAGAUGUGAACUCAAAACUUUGUGGAUUUUUUGAUGCCAUGAUAAAAAUGUGAAUAAAACUGUUCCUUACCAUGAC
Molecule: messenger RNA, 8061 nt
Organism: Apodemus sylvaticus (European woodmouse)
Lineage: Eukaryota; Metazoa; Chordata; Mammalia; Rodentia; Muridae
Gene: Znf597
Product: zinc finger protein 597
Exons: 3
Coding region: 3603-4859 (418 amino acids)
Biological process (GO): regulation of DNA-templated transcription
Source: RefSeq, a predicted model, not a curated record